CAAUAACCACACAGGACCAAACCUACAGCUACCCUAUGGCAUCAGAAUGAGUUAUUCUCCAGGUCCUUCCCCGUGGUUCCGGGGAUGAUCUGGAGUUAAUAUUAACUUUAUCCAGUGUGACCUGCUUGCCUGGAGAGUAUAUUUAUGAUCAGGUCCUGCUUCUCCCCGGGAUACUUUACAUCAAUCAAUAUGAUAUUCGGACGUGUACAUGCAUGCGUUUACAUCUAUCUCAAAUAUCACUACAUCACCACCAUACCAAAUAAUAAGUGAGAGGGAAAAAAAAUGACAACAACAGUAUCCUACCUCCUCGCCACCCGUCUCUCCCAAGCAGGAAUAACCCACCAUUUCACCGUCCCCGGCGACUACAACAGUCCCCUCCUCGCCACUCUCCGAAACCACACCUCCCUCACCGAAACAACCUGCACCAAUGAACUCAACUGCUCUUUCGCAGCGGAGGGAUAUGCCCGGGCCCGCGGCAUCGCCGCUUGCGUGGUGACCUACGGCGUUGGCGCAUUGUCUGCAUUCAAUGGCAUCGCUAGUGCUUAUGCUGAAAACCUGCCCGUUAUACUUAUCUCCGGGGCACCGAAUACCAACGAUCGCGAGGCGUUUCACUCCGUGCAUCAUUCGUUGGAUAAUGGGGAUUUGGAUUUCCAGGUGGAGAUGGUGAGGAGGAUUACGUGUAAGGCUGUGGUUGUUCGGAGGGCGGGGGAUGCCCCCCGGUUGAUUGAUGAGGUGAUUCGGUGGGCGAGGUGGUGUAGGAAGCCGGUGUAUAUUGAGAUUCCGGUGAAUGUGGCCAGGGAAGCAUGUUUGUUGGCGGGGCCGCCGUCUAGUGUGUUGGAGAGGAGGAGGGGGGAUGCAGUCGGGGUGGAUGAUGCGGUUAGGAAGGUGGGCGAGUGGGUGAGGGCUGCGGGCGCGGAGGAGGUGUUGGUGCAGGUGGCCGAGGUGAUGGGGUGUAUGGUGGCGGUGCAGCCUGCGGCUAAGUCGAUGUUUCCUGAGGGACAUCCGUUGUUUGCGGGGGUGUAUUGGGGGGAGCGAGUGGUGGAGUGGGCGGAUGCGGUGGUUUGUGUGGGGACGGUGUUUACGGAUUAUAGUACUGCGGGGUGGACGGCGGUGCCGGAGGUGGGGAAUCGCAUUACGAUUGGGAUGGAUCAGGUUACGGUGCCCGGGGGGAGUGGAAUGAUUGAUCGGAUUGCUCCGUUGAGGGCGCAUGGGGGCAGCGCGUUGACGAGAAAGGAGAUCUCGAGACAGAUUGAGAAUCUGCUGACGCCGGAGACGACGUUGUUUGUGGAUAUUGGGGACUCGUGGUUUGAUGCGGCGCAGAUGGCGUUGCCGGAUGGGGCGCGGGUGGAAAUGCAGAUGCAGUGGGCGCAUACGGGGUGGUCGAUCCCGGCCGCGUUUGGGUAUGCGAUGGGGGAGCCGGAGCGGAAGGUGGUGGUGUUGGUGGGCGAUGGGGCGUUUCAGAUGACGGCGCAGGAGGUCAGUCAGAUGACGCGGUAUCAGACGCCGAUUUCGCUGUUCCUGAUCAAUAAUCGGGGAUAUACGGUGGAUGUGGAGAUCGGGGAUGGCUUCGUCAAUAAUAUCAAGAACUGGGAUUAUACGACGUUUCUGGACGCGUUGAAUAGUGAUGAUGGGUAUGGGAGGGGGUAUAAGGUGACGAAGGCGGGCGAGUUGCAGCAGGCGAUUGAGCGGGGGUUGGUCAAUCGGCGCGGUCCGACGUUGAUUGAAUGCUAUAUUGAUCGGGCGGACUGUUCGCGCGAGUUGGUCGUCUGGGGACAUCUCCUUGGGGAGGCGAAUAGGAGACAACCGGCGGUGUUCUAGUGGCAGCGGAUCGUGCAUUACUUCGACAUGCAGUUGAUCAUUGGUAUGAUCUUGUGGAAUAAG
Messenger RNA from Aspergillus sclerotioniger CBS 115572, 1881 nucleotides. Its product is annotated as alpha-keto acid decarboxylase family protein. Gene Ontology annotation, molecular function: thiamine pyrophosphate binding; carboxy-lyase activity; magnesium ion binding. Bases 283 to 1818 code for a protein of 511 amino acids. The record is from RefSeq and is a predicted model, not a curated record. NCBI's taxonomy places the organism in Eukaryota, Fungi, Ascomycota, Eurotiomycetes, Eurotiales, Aspergillaceae. The transcript is spliced from 4 exons.